AAAAUGGCAUCCGGUGGUAAACUAGAUGACAUUGAAGAACAAGAAAUUCAGCAUAUGAUUGAAACACUUCGUGAAAGUCAAUAUGUAGUAUUAACUAAGGAGGAAUUCAACAAGCAUAGGCGACCUCCGCAAUUUUUAGAAAGUACUCCCAAGACGAAUGUUAAUCCGUCUCGGUUACACCGUUUUCAAGAACUACUUUCACGAUCUCAGCCUUUACCCGGUACCGCAAAAUCUUCGUCGCCGGAAAGAGCUAUCAAUCCAAAUAGAAAUGUAACCGGUAUUCCGUAUAACGAAGCCCCUAAAUUACCCAUGUUUUCAGGUGAUGAACCUCCUCAAAAGGGUGACACAACGUUUGAUGUUUGGCGGUUCGAAGUAGCAUGUAUUAUAUCCGACGAAUCUAUUUCAGAGCACAGCAGUUUGUUAGCAAUCCGUCGGUCAUUACGCGGCACUGCGCGACAAAUUCUUAUACCGUUAGGUGAAGCGGCUACUGCUAAUCAUAUUUUAAAGAAACUCGAUACAUUGUUUGGAAAUGUUAGCUCUAAUGAAUCCAUCAUGCAAAAGUUCUACACAGAGACGCAGAAAGAAGGCGAAUCGGUGACUUCAUUUGGGUGUAGAUUAGAUCUUUUACAAAUUGCUAUUGCUAAUGGACAUGUAGGUAUUGCUGCUAAAGAUGAUAUGCUCCGGUCUAAAUUCUGGACAGGUUUACGUAAUGAGGCAUUGAAAAGUCAAACCCGACAUAAAUAUGAUACUGCUCGAUGUUAUGACGAUCUGUUGCGCGAAAUACGGUCUGUGGAUCAGGAAUUAAAUACUAAUGAUAGAAAUAAAUAUGUUAAGAUUCAACCCAAGGUUCAUCAUAAUCCUGUACAAAUUGAAUAG
This is a messenger RNA of Patella vulgata (common limpet), 876 nucleotides long. Its product is annotated as paraneoplastic antigen Ma2 homolog. Lineage: Eukaryota; Metazoa; Mollusca; Gastropoda; Patellidae. The record is from RefSeq and is a predicted model, not a curated record.